AGGAGAAGAAGGGUCAGGAGCUUCCGAAGGGGCCGGAGGUGGAGAUAGCGAAGAUGGAGCAACUCUUGAGCUCGCUGAGAUAGCCUGGGUACAGACAGCAGACUGAGGCACAGUAAGACCAGGACCACUGCACAAAUUCACUAAAAAUAGUCAGUCAAAUAAACAGUAUUCAUCGUGGCCUGUAUUUUAAAAGGAUAGUUCACCAUAAAAUUAAAUCCCUGCCAUCAUUGGCCCUGUUUCCAUCCAAAAAUGCUAAUUAAUUCAUGCACAAAACUGGAAUAUCGCUUAAAAACAUGUGAAUAAAGCAGCGUUGUCAUCCAGCCAGUCAAA
Molecule: messenger RNA, 330 nt
Organism: Danio rerio (zebrafish)
Lineage: Eukaryota; Metazoa; Chordata; Actinopteri; Cypriniformes; Danionidae
Gene: dnai1.2
Product: dynein, axonemal, intermediate chain 1, paralog 2
Biological process (GO): microtubule-based movement; determination of left/right symmetry
Cellular component (GO): 9+2 motile cilium; axoneme; microtubule cytoskeleton
Source: RefSeq, marked validated